Cydia fagiglandana is the source of this 1895-nucleotide messenger RNA. Its product is annotated as phospholipase B1, membrane-associated-like. Gene Ontology annotation, biological process: phospholipid metabolic process. Bases 203 to 1420 code for a protein of 405 amino acids. Gene Ontology annotation, molecular function: glycerophospholipase activity. NCBI's taxonomy places the organism in Eukaryota, Metazoa, Arthropoda, Insecta, Lepidoptera, Tortricidae. The transcript has 8 exons. The record is from RefSeq and is a predicted model, not a curated record.
CAAAAUAGCUAGAGGCCGGGGCCCUAUUGCGCCAUGGCGUCUGGGCGCAUGCGCGCAUGCGCGAACAUUUUCCCGCCAUACGCCGCCCGAGCGUCCGCGUCCAUAAACAAAACCUUUAUUUUUUUAAUUUAAAAAUGUAAGAUGUUAUUGUUUUAAUUUAUUUUUUGUGUUAUUGAAGUGCUGUGUCGUGAUGUAGGUAGCCAUGUUUUUGGGGAUUCUGCUAUUGCUGAGCGAGUGCACCGCACUGGCUUUUAACACCAGCGAUGUUAGCCCUCGAGAUAUGUGGACACUACGCUACCCACCGCGGAAGUCCCACGUGCGACGCCAGCGCACCAUCCCGGCCAGCACUCCGUUCUUCUGCCAAGAGUCUCUGGCUUUUGGCAAGAGUAGGCAGCCUCCGACCUCGGUGCACCGGCUACGGCCCGGCGACAUCGACGUGGUGGCUGCUUUAGGUGACUCGCUAGUGGCUGGAAGCGGUGCCUUGGAGGAGUUUGCCCUCGGGGCCUUUGUGGAGUACAGAGGGGUUUCUUGGUGUGCAGGAGGCGAAGGCACCUGGCGCGAGUUCCUCACUGUGCCGAACAUCCUCAAAGUGUACAACCCGGGGCUACGCGGCUACUCGACCGGCACGGGCGAGUGGCUCGCACGUAACGCUCGCAUGAACGUCGCCUUCCCCGUGGCGUCAGACCAGGACGCACUCAAACAAGCCAAGAUCCUGGUGGCUCGAAUGUUCGCAGCCCCCGACAUCGACGUCGCUCAGCACUGGAAGCUAGUCACAAUAUUCCUCGGUGCCAACGACCUCUGUUCCGCCUCCUGCUUGUCACCCAUCGAGUGGUCACCGCUGGCACAUGCCAAGAAGUUGGCACGGGCGUUGGACUACCUCCAUGCCAAUCUGCCGAGGACUAUAGUCAAUUUAGUACCUGUUUUAGACGUGUCCGUGUCGGUGCGCGUGCGCCGGCCUGUGAUGUGCAGGCUGAUGCACCCGCUGUUCUGCACGUGCUUCCACCGCGGCGGCGGCGAGCUGCGCGCGCUUGUCGCCAUGACCAGGCUCUACCAGAGGGCGGAGGCCAUGUUGGUGGAAAGCGGCCGUUACGACACCCGGCCCGACUUCACAGUGGUGAUACAGCCCUUCAUGCGUCUGUUCAACGCGCCCUGGCCGCCCUCCGCUAACCUACCGCUAGUCAUCCACCAGUCCUACAUCACACACGACUGCUUCCACUUCUCGCAGAAGGGACACGCUCUAGCGGCUAACCUCCUCUGGAACAACCUGCUAGAACCAGUCGGCAACAAGACCGAUGACGCAGAACCUGUGCUACUCCGCUCAUUCCGCUGUCCCACGAGAGAAGCUCCCUUCAUCUUCACACACAACAACUCUAGGACGUACCUCGAAACUGGGCGCCAAGAGGGAUACGACGAGUUAUGACAAAGGGACGAAGGCACAAACAUACUCUAUGACCAAAAAGUGUGACGAAAUGAGAAUCAAACAAAGCUUAUUUAACUAAGUAGUUACAUAUUUAGAUCAGGUAGGGUAUUUAGGUGAGCUCUCUUCCAAUUUCCUCUAGAACGUGCUGGAACCUGGAACCAGUUGGCUAAUGUUGCAAAAUGUUAGAUAAUAGUGUGUGUGUGUACCUAUUCUUAGCCUAAAUUAAAAAGGUACUAACAGGCUGGAUAUAAUAAUAAAAGAUGCACUGUCUAAAAAAUGUAAAUAUUCUUGAUAAAUUGUUUUUGUUGACCACUUUAGUUUACUUUUUUUCAACAAAAUAAUUAUAUUGUUACCUUCGUAAUGUUACAUAGGUAAAUCAUGUGAUUAUACAUGUACAUAGUUAGUGCGAGUGCCAUGAAUGAAGCUUUUUGAAAGAUAAUAGAAUAGGUGAGUACAAUAAAUUAAAUGAACGUGC